This is a messenger RNA of Megalobrama amblycephala (Wuchang bream), 1909 nucleotides long. It is a transcript of the gene slc2a15b, whose product is annotated as solute carrier family 2 member 15b. Bases 338 to 1903 code for a protein of 521 amino acids. The transcript has 12 exons. Lineage: Eukaryota; Metazoa; Chordata; Actinopteri; Cypriniformes; Xenocyprididae. Gene Ontology annotation, molecular function: hexose transmembrane transporter activity. Gene Ontology annotation, cellular component: membrane. The record is from RefSeq and is a predicted model, not a curated record. Gene Ontology annotation, biological process: monosaccharide transmembrane transport.
UGUUACAAGUUAAAAGUUACAUAAAUGAUAUAAAAUGUAAAUAUAGAAGAUCCAGUUAAUUUGAACAAAGAGUUAAAUCACGCGGGUUGUUAGCAUGUGACAGUGUCAGUCUUACAAUUUGACCUUUUAAAACGGUGAGAAAUACUUGCAGGAGGAGCUUCAUUUGACAGCAAGCAGUGAUUGGUUGAACGUCAUAUACUCUCUCUCAUAAUUCAGCACGCCUUCUUUCCAGAAAUACACUGCAUUGGGAUGCCGGUGGUAUAAAGUUUUUAAGGAAAAACAAUACCCGCUCUCAUUCGAGUUAUAGUCUGAGGGCCGCUUUCUUUUGUGCUUAUAGAUGGCGGAGGAGGUUUUGAUAGAUCCUGAGAAAACUAGAGGGCAUCUAACCUCAUCCCUGUUGGCAGUAGCAUUCCUCUCUUCCUUUGGGAGCUCCAUGCUCUAUGGUUAUAACCUGGCUGUGGUUAAUUCUCCUGCACAGUACAUAAAGGACUUUUUUAACCAAACCAUUGUGAGGCGGAAUGGGUCAGAAGUGGAUGAAGAGACUCUCACGCUUAUGUAUUCAGUCACUGUGUCUAUAUUUGCCAUUGGAGGCCUGGUGGGCUCUCUCACAGUGGGAAUGCAGGUUACCAGAUUUGGGAGGAAAGGGACACUGGUACACAGCACAGUUCUGGUCUUUAUCGGUGGAGGGCUGAUGGCCUUCAGCCGAUUAUGUGGAUCUCCAGAAAUGAUCAUUGUUGGGCGUUUCAUUACAGGGAUACAUUCAGGGAUAUCUCUCAGCGUUGUUCCAAUGUAUCUGGGAGAAAUUGCUCCAAAGAACCUCCGGGGCUUUCUAGGACUCGUGCCCAGCAUCUUCAUCUGUAUAGGAGUGUUUAUUGCUCAGAUUUUAGGACUCCAUGAGAUCUUGGGCAAGGAAGAGCACUGGCCUCUCUUCCUCUCUCUAGUCGUGGUGCCUACAUUCAUACAGCUCAUGUUGUUGCCCUGGUUCCCAGAGAGUCCGAGAUAUCUGUUGAUGGAAAAGCGGAACAUUCAUGCCACUAUCACAGCACUGAAGUGGUACCGUACUAAGUCUAACAUCCAGGCUGAGGUGGAGGAGAUGCAGGAAGAGCAGCGCUCUUUGUCCUCAAUGGAGACUGUCUCAGUAUUGCAGCUCUUCAGGGAUCCUUCUGUUCGCUGGCAGGUUGUUACUGUCAUUGUUGUCAAUGCUGGAAUGCAGCUGUCUGGAAUCGAUGCGAUCUGGUUCUACACCAAUGCCAUCUUUGAGAAUGCUGGCAUUCCUGUUCAACAGAUUCAGUACACAACCGUUGGCACUGGAGCCAUAGAGGUCAUCGCUGGACUCAUAGGGUGCUUUACUAUUGAGCGUGUGGGUAGGAGGCCUCUGAUGAUUGGUGGCUUUAGCUUUAUGGGCGUGUGCUGUGCUGGAAUCACUUUCUCCCUCAUGUUACAGGCUCAUUUACCCUUUAUGCGGUAUGUCAGUGUGGCCUGUGUGGUUGGAAUCAUCGCUGGAUUCUGCAUUGGACCUGCUGGUGUCCCGUUCCUUAUGACAGGAGAGCUCUUUAAACAAUCCCAUCGACCUGCUGCCUACAUUGUAGGAGGAUUUCUCAACUGGAUAUCAAACUUCACUGUGGGAUUUGUCUUUCCGUUCCUUCAAAUGUCAGCUGGUGCGUUCUGUUACCUGGUGUUCUGUGGUGUGUGUGUGGGGGUAGCAGCCUACGUCUACUUCAUCAUCCCUGAAACAAAGAACAAAACAUUUGUGGAGAUCAGUCAGUUGUUCGCCUCAAGAAACGCUUGUGAAAGUGAAAACCAGGUGCUGGGACCCGCUGACCAAGUCAGGCUCAAAAAGAUGAAUGGGUAUGGAGCACUGGUGCCUGUAGAUGUGGACAAAAUGGACAGGACAGAGAAAUAGUUGUGG